This is a messenger RNA of Aspergillus mulundensis, 693 nucleotides long. RefSeq lists its product as uncharacterized. NCBI's taxonomy places the organism in Eukaryota, Fungi, Ascomycota, Eurotiomycetes, Eurotiales, Aspergillaceae. The transcript has a single exon. Bases 1 to 693 code for a protein of 230 amino acids. The record is from RefSeq and is a predicted model, not a curated record.
AUGCCUACCAUGAACUACCUUCACAUCACCUCAUUCGAGGUCAGUGCAUCCAUUGCAUCGGCCGGGCCCGCUAGCCCCUACACCUCCAUCCUCCUCACCUUCAGUCCACCACCCCCAACCACCAAGUCCAUAACCUGGCAAUUCACGCGCUCAUCAGCCGCCGAAGCCGUAGACGCCAUGGCCCACGGCCCAUCCCCGCGACCCAACCCAUCCACAAAGUACGUUGUCAGCAUGCUCCGCGACUGGGACAUCAACACCUUCCCGAACCGCGUGCUCCUCGACCGAGUCGCAGCGCGAGACGCAGACCUCUCGCAGGUCCUUGAUCUGCUUAAUCUCGAGCAGCAGCCGCGUCGGGGGUUUAUGAUGUACACGCUGCAGGAGACGGGGGGUUCGGUCGCGGCCGCCCUGAAGACGGUUUGGGUGGAGGAUAUCGUCGGGAUAUUGACGCACCUCGUUGAUCGUGGGAUCCUUGUGCGCCGCCCUGGAGAUCCGGCUGUUUCGCAUCAACAGGUGAAGAGCGAGAUUGCGGCGUUGGCGAGGGUGCUGAAGACUGCGUUUGAUGCGCCGCCGGCGGAGGCCCCUCCUAUUGUGGACUUUGGUCCGUUUCAGGUCGCUGCGCAGCCUCAUCCUGACAUGGGCUUGGAUGAGGUGACCAGUGCCCAUCGGGGUGUGAAGCGGGGUCGUGAGAUGUAA